CGCUUUUGGCCUUAUGGUGACAGGCUGUCAGUCGGUUGCCAAGGAAGGCCUACACAUUCGGGCCGUCGAAUUGGAGGGAAAGCCGCUGAUUAUGAGUCAAGAUAGUAAGCCAUUUAACCCUGAGGAGGUUAGGGUUAUUAUGGCAUCAUUGCAGCAGCCUGCAGUAUUCCUCAAUAUGGUUUCCGACUGGCCAGCACUGAAGUGGAAUGUGGAGCAUCUUUCACAUCUCCUGAAUGGAAAACCAUUUAAGUUCAGGAUUGGAGAAAGGAAAAUGACUAAAGACAAGCCUUGUGUAAUAAUAGCUCUUUCAGUUGCUAAGAGUUUCCUGGGGGUGGAAGAAGUCACUUUGGGUGUUUUACGUAAAGAGAUUAAGGCAAACAAGUUGAAGUUGGAUUUGCCUGUGUCUCCUGGAAAAGGGAAGCUCCAUGCAGACAGUCGCCCGAGGCUGGAAUCGAACCUGUGUCCCUGGCGCUGUGAGGCAGCCAUGCUAACCACUGAGCCACCACACUGCCCACCAAAGAAAUUGUGCCAGGACGUAAUUUGGUCUGACUUUGGGUACCCAGGGAGGGAUGCUCGGGACAGCACGCUAUGGAUCGGUACUGAAGCGGCAAACACCCCCUGUCACCUUGAUUCCUAUGGAUGCAAUCUGGUGUUGCAAGUGCAAGGAAGAAAGAGAUGGCAUCUUUUCCCCCCAGAAGACACCGCCUCCCUGUAUCCCACUCGUAUUCCUUAUGAAGAGUCUAGUGUAUUUAGCAGUGUGAACGUGGUCAACCCUGAUUUUGCACGGUUCCCUCGAUUUCAUGGAGCCAGACCGCAUGUUGUGACAUUGCAUCCAGGAGAGCAAUUCUACUUUGAAAUCGGAAUAGCACACUAUUGA
Rhincodon typus (whale shark) is the source of this 877-nucleotide messenger RNA. It is a transcript of the gene hspbap1, whose product is annotated as hspb associated protein 1. Bases 14 to 877 code for a protein of 287 amino acids. Gene Ontology annotation, molecular function: 2-oxoglutarate-dependent dioxygenase activity. NCBI's taxonomy places the organism in Eukaryota, Metazoa, Chordata, Chondrichthyes, Orectolobiformes, Rhincodontidae. The transcript has 7 exons. The record is from RefSeq and is a predicted model, not a curated record.